This is a messenger RNA of Trichoderma citrinoviride, 2319 nucleotides long. RefSeq lists its product as hypothetical. Bases 1 to 2319 code for a protein of 772 amino acids. The transcript is spliced from 3 exons. NCBI's taxonomy places the organism in Eukaryota, Fungi, Ascomycota, Sordariomycetes, Hypocreales, Hypocreaceae. The record is from RefSeq and is a predicted model, not a curated record.
AUGGCCGUCGUCGCGAUGGUGACGAGCGGCGACAGGAGGAUCUAUGCGCUUCCCGGGCAGUUGGCGGAUGUGGAGAAGAUCUUUGGGGGGGAGUAUGGGAGCGAAGAGGACGAAGAUGUAGAUGUUCCUGGCGCUAUGCAAUUACCCAACGAGCUGCUGCAGCAGAUCUACUACCACCUGUCUCCCGGAGGAUGGUGGAGCAGCAUGCUGAGCAUCCUAUCACCUAUGAGAAGAGCGUCGGCUUCGAGCCUCAGCCGUGAGGACAUCAUGAGCAAGUGGCUAGCACGGGAGUGCAACCUGUUGGGCGAACAGCACCGGUGGCAGCAUAGGCCUGCCUUUGUGGAAGUUGGACACACGGAUUUUAGUGCCGCGGUGCCUGGAAGUACGCCUGGGAAUUUGCAUGGGGCCAUGAGCUUUACUGUGAGCCUGUGUGGCAGGUUCCUGAUGGCGGUGCAUGGCCGCGUCGUCUACAUAUACGAACUGAACCAUGUGUGUUUCCCAGAGCGGUUGAUGUGGGCAUUGCCGAUUCGGCGGAGACAGGGGAUGCCGUUGGGGCUGUUAAGGCCUGUGACGAGAAUCUUGUGUCCGCGAAGAGUGAUUUCGUGCAGCAUGGAUGCGUCGGCAGAGCGAUACUCUGUGGCCUUUCUGAUGGAGGGACGCGUUGGCAUGGUGUGUGAUAUUAUGGCGGAGAGAACGGGCACGUCGAGCCCUUCGACGCCUCAGACGGAUGAGGCGCCUGCUACUGGGGAGUAUGCGGCAGACACUUCCUUUGCAUUCGCUUCUGCGAUUGCAUCUUCGUCUACCUCAGCUUCUGCUUCGGCAUCCGCAUCCUCAUCCGCAUCAGCAGCUUCGUCAUCGACGCCCUGUGUAUGCCAGAAUCGGCUGCCUUGUCUGCCUGUGCCACUGGAGGAAGGCCCGAGAUCGGUUUAUCGCAACAUCUGCCAUCCAGACGACCCUCCUCGAUCGGUGGCCAUCUGCCCCCAGAGAAAAUGCGUGGCGUUCGGAUGUUCCGCUGGGAUUGAACUGCAUUGGGUCGAUGCCAUGACUGGUCAGGAUCUCAGUAGAUGGUUCCCGCUCACAUCUCCGAGCGACUUUCUCUACUUCCUCCCGCCACGCAGGGGAGUCGACACGCCAAGAAAGCUGAGGUUAAUCAGCUCAGCUGCUGGCUUGGGUGGUCCCAUGGACUUACUCGAGGGCAUUGUCCACGGCUUCAGCACUUCGCUGUUGGGGACAGGCAGCACGGCCGUGGUGUCCUGCCUUGAUGCCGAGUCUUGGUACUUGCGGCAUGGCCGAGACGUUUAUCUAGAGGCCAGCGGAUCGAACGGCCGUGCUAAUGAAGACGACGAUGAACGUCUCCUGAGCCGUAAUGUGCCGAGAGACAGCCCUCUUCGACGCCUGGUUGCUGCUAGUGCAGAUCACUUCCGGGCAGUGCCGCUGAGCGAUGGUUACCAUAUUUUGUUUACCGAUCCUCGCACGGGGAGUCUCUGUUUGGGGACUGAUGCUCCCGUGGGAUCUCUUACUCGUCUUCUCCGAAAACUGUGGUUUCGCCCCCCUCCACAAGCACAUUCGCCUGUGCCGCUCCUGUAUACUGCUGGAGCUGAUACGCGGCAUGGUGUCCGUGUCGUAGCGACUUUUGCUGCUGGCCGACGAGGCGACGGAGACUCCAACCAGCAGCUCAUUGUGUUUUACACAGUGCCUCCCGACAUCUUUCAUGACAUACGCCGAACUGAUGGGGAAGCUCGAUCUGCCGGAUAUCGCCCCCGUGGCGACCGCGAAUUCGGUCGUCCUGAGCCGGUAUACGGCGCCAUCGACUUGCUGAGCGAUCCAUUUGGGGAUGAUUGCCCAUACCCAGUCGAGAUACAUGGACAAGUGGUGGCGGUGUGCGGCAAUCUGACCGAAAUCGCGCUCAACUCGUCCCCAGACCUGAUCAUCUGGGCAUUUGCUGCCGAGGGAUGGGCCAAAACCUGGGCGUUGAACACCGGGAGAUGUCAGUCAAAGCUGAGGUAUGCUGCUCAGCGAGAUGGCAGUAUUCGACAAGUCGAUGCGGACGGCGAUGUCCUCAUGGCCGGACGCGCUCAACCGUGGGAGCAGUCUUCGGGAUUGAGUUCGCUGGACUUCAACCUCUUUGACGGCGCACACACGAGUGACCUUGAUGAUGAAGAUCCACCAAUGGCGCAAGGACCGUAUUGCUGGGGCAAGAGAUGCCACGUCCGGGGGCAGAUUUGGGAGAUGCAGGAUGAUGUGGCUGAUGCUCUGAGCAUUGACAUGAUUGAGGAGGUGGGGAGCAUUACGCGGGUGAACGUCGAGCUCUUGUCCUAG